GAUCACCACUGAAGAGUUUUCUUUUAGAGCAUGGAGGUGAAGAAACCCGAGUUCACUUUCGAAGACGAUGAAGAUCUAGAAGACAGCAGUAAGUACGAGAACGACAGUGACACUGAUCAAAGUGAUGUUGGAGACCUUCCUGGUGAUGACGACAACAAUGAUGAAGAUACUUUCAUCUCCCAAGUUCAAUGGCCUCAAAGCUUUAGGGAGACGACUGAUUCUUAUACGAUUGCUGCAUCACCAAUCUUCGGGUCUCUCAAAAGUAAUCCGAGUUUCUAUAGACAGAGCAGAAGUAAUCUUGAUGUUGAGUCAAAAGCUCCUUUGCUUCCUGAGAGAACUGAAGAAUCCGACAAAGCCUCAGUUACACAAUCAGUUUGGUCUCAUAAAGGCUCAUUUGCUGAUGAGUUGCCCAUUGGUGGUUAUGGCUGCAGCGUCACUCAAACCAUUUUUAAUGGGAUUAAUGUAAUGGCUGGAGUGGGACUUCUCUCAACACCUUACACAGUGAAAGAAGCAGGAUGGGCAAGUAUGGUGAUUCUUCUCUUAUUUGCUGUUAUAUGUUGUUACACUGCUACUUUGAUGAAAGAUUGCUUCGAGAACAAGUCUGGCAUUAUCACUUAUCCUGACAUUGGAGAAGCAGCUUUUGGGAAAUAUGGUCGUAUUCUCAUCUGUGUGCUAUUGUACACUGAGCUAUAUUCAUAUUGUGUUGAGUUCAUCAUUUUGGAAGGGGAUAACCUGACCGGCCUUUUCCCUGGUACAUCCAUCAAUUGGCUCGGGAUCCAGAUUGACUCUAUACAUUUAUUUGGAAUCUUAACUGCGCUCAUCAUUCUUCCAACUGUUUGGUUGAAAGAUCUUCGCAUUAUAUCCUACCUUUCAGCUGGUGGGGUUAUUGCAACUGUUUUGAUAGCAGUGAGCACAUUUUUUCUUGGUACAACAGGCGGGAUCGGGUUUAAUCACACUGGUAAUGCUGUGAAAUGGAAUGGGAUACCGUUUGCUAUUGGUAUCUAUGGAUUUUGCUAUUCAGGUCAUUCUGUGUUCCCAAAUAUAUACCAGUCCAUGGCUGAUAAAACCAAGUUCAACAAGGCAGUGAUCACAUGUUUCAUUUUAUGUGUUUUGAUAUACGGAGGAGUUGCAAUCAUGGGUUAUCUCAUGUUUGGUGAAGCCACCUUGUCUCAGAUAACACUAAACAUGCCAAAGGACUCAAUAUUUUCGAAAGUGGCUCAAUGGACAACGGUUGUGAGUCCGUUUACAAAAUAUGCUCUCUUGAUGAAUCCACUUGCAAGGGGUAUAGAAGAGCUCUUACCUGAAAAUGAUUUUGAGUUCAGUAAUUGUGGCGAUUGGGUUGGUAAGUGGGAUCUUGGGGACAUACUCUUCAGUUGCAAAGAUAAUUAG
Molecule: messenger RNA, 1389 nt
Organism: Eruca vesicaria subsp. sativa (arugula)
Lineage: Eukaryota; Viridiplantae; Streptophyta; Magnoliopsida; Brassicales; Brassicaceae
Source: the annotation of a GenBank genome assembly